AUGACGCCCCGCCAGAUAGCGGCCGAUAACGAGGACACCCGCCCCGGCGAAGCGGGGCCCCCGUGCCCGCUGGGGCGGGACGCAUCGGACCAUCUGGGUACACGGGGUCUUCGGCCCCCGCCCCGCCUCGCGCCGCCUCCUCCCGGGCCCGGUGCCAGGGGCUCCGCUGGCCCGGGGCCCGCGGCCCUGCCUGAGAAACUCCCUGCCGGCUCCGGAAGGCCGUCGGGAGACAAAGAGCCGCGCGAGCCGGGCCCGGCAGCUCGCCGGCAAGCAUGGUUCCUUCGCUCACCGCGCACCCACAGCACACAGAGGGAGGAGCGCACGGCAGAGCCCGGUGUGAUGGAGAGGCCGUGUGCCCAUCCCCACGUGCGCUCGCCCCCAGAGGACACCGGAGCCGUGAAGACACAGUCCGCACUCGCCCGGCUCUCUCCAUGUGCCCAGCACGUGGCAGGCCGCACGCGUGUGCUGGGGACUCGAGGCUCUGGGGACCUCACGAGCAGUCCAGGGGCCGAGCCGGAGGCCAGCGGCCAUCUCCCGACCUGCAGUGCUCGUGAAUAUGCAAGUGGUGAUAAUUACCGUACCCUGCACACGAAGACCCUGCCCACGCAGACCCUGAACACUGCAGACCCUGAACACUGCAGACCCUGCCCACUGCAGACCCUGCCCACUGCAGACCCUGCCCACUGCAGACCCUGCCCACUGCAGACCCUGCCCACUGCAGACCCUGCCCACUGCAGACCCCGCCCACUGCAGACCCUGCCCACUGCAGACCCUGCACCAGCACAGACCCUGACCACUGCAGACCCUGCCCACUGCAGACCCUGCCCCCUACAGACCCCGCCCACUGCAGACCCUGCCCCCUACAGACCCCGCCCACUGCAGACCCUGCCCACUGCAGACCCUGCACCAGCACAGACCCCGCCCACUGCAGACCCUGCCCACUGCAGACCCUGCACCAGCACAGACCCUGCCCACUGCAGACCCUGCCCACUGCAGACCCUGCCCCCUACAGACCCUGCCCACAGCAGACCCUGCCCCCUACAGACCCCGCCCACUGCAGACCCCGCCCACUGCAGACCCUGCCCACUGCAGACCCUGCCCACUGCAGACCCUGCCCACUGCAGACCCUGCCCACUGCGGACCCUGCACCAGCACAGACCCUGCCCACUGCAGACCCUGCCCACUGCAGACCCUGCCCACUGCAGACCCUGCCCACUGCAGACCCUGCCCACUGCAGACCCUGCACCAGCACAGACCCUGCCCACUGCGGACCCUGCACCAGCACAGACCCUGCCCACUGCGGACCCUGCACACUGCAGACCCUGCCCACUGCAGAACCUGCCCACGGCAGAACCUGCUACAGCCAAGCCGGGCCUACAGAACAAGCACAUGCACGUGGGGACCCACCCUCGCUUGCUCACGCUUUCUCUGGGCGACAGUGUCUUCGCGGGGGCAGCCUUCCAACCCGCGAUCCGCCCGCUUCCGUCUCGCAAGAGCCUGUGGUCUCGGGUGUGCGCCACGGCCUCCCGCGCGUCUGUCCCUCCAGACUCAGAGCGGUCCCUGAGGCACAGCAGCAGCGAGGCACCGCGACUCGCACCCGUGGCCUUCGCGCCGCUUCGUGAAAGCCACAGUGACCCACGGCUCACGUCCCGGCACGAGGAGCCCCGAGCCCGCGCCGGCGACGGGCAGGGGAUCCAGCGCUUUGGGCCACGCGCCACGGCCGGCUUUCUGACUCCUACAGGCUCUGAGCAGCAGCUGGCACCGGGGCCCCCAUUGUGCAGGGAGGAGGAGGCCUCGGUGCCGGACUUCCGAGCAGCCCCGGCUGAAGGUCAGCCCGGGAGGGGACGAGGCCCGGGCCGGCGGGGUGAGCCAGAGCCUCCGGGAACUGAACGUGCCUUUGUUGGGCGGCGCGAAGGUCAGACGCUGCCAUUUGAGAUCGCCUAG
Messenger RNA from Perognathus longimembris pacificus (Pacific pocket mouse), 1944 nucleotides. Its product is annotated as proline-rich protein 36-like. The record is from RefSeq and is a predicted model, not a curated record. Lineage: Eukaryota; Metazoa; Chordata; Mammalia; Rodentia; Heteromyidae. The transcript has 6 exons. The coding region runs from base 1 to 1944 and encodes 647 amino acids.